Triticum aestivum (bread wheat) is the source of this 1363-nucleotide messenger RNA. RefSeq names its product dr1-associated corepressor homolog. Gene Ontology annotation, molecular function: core promoter sequence-specific DNA binding; RNA polymerase II general transcription initiation factor activity; protein heterodimerization activity. Lineage: Eukaryota; Viridiplantae; Streptophyta; Magnoliopsida; Poales; Poaceae. Gene Ontology annotation, cellular component: nucleus. The transcript is spliced from 6 exons. The coding region runs from base 214 to 1068 and encodes 284 amino acids. The record is from RefSeq and is a predicted model, not a curated record.
UUUUUAUUUUUCCCCGUAAAAAAAGUGAAAAGAUAGCGAUAACGGAAACCCUAAUCCCCAAAUCAGAAAUCUAUCCGAAUCGCUAUUUAUGUUUGUGGCUUUCUCCCCCCUCCGAUCCGAUGUCCCCCGCUUCGUCCGCCGCGCCGAUCCGACCUCCAGCCGCCGCGUUCUCUCCGCCGGGGACGCUCUCUCCGACGCCGCCGGCUCCGCGCCAUGAGGAAGAAGCUCGACACCCGCUUCCCCGCGCCUCGGAUUAAGAAGAUCAUGCAAGCAGAUGAAGAUGUCGGCAAGAUUGCUCUAGCAGUACCUGUUCUAGUUUCCAAAGCGUUGGAGCUAUUUUUGCAAGACUUAUGUGAUAGGACAUAUAAUAUCACUGUUGAAAAAGGGGUCAAAACAGUGAGUUCAUCACAUCUGAAACAGUGCAUUCAUAGUUACGAUGUGUAUGAUUUUUUGAAGAACGUAGCCAGCAAAGUUCCAGAUUUGGGUGCACCUGAUUCUAGUGUUGAUGAUAAACUUGGCAAAAGAAGGAAACAUGGUGAAGAUGAAAGCGAGGAGGAAUCGAAGCGGACAAGAAAUGAGGCAGCAUGCCACACAAGCAACGGCAGAGGGCGCGGGAGGGGACGUGGGAGAGGUCGCCGUGCUGGGCGUGGAGCUGAGAGGGAGAUUGAACACCAUGAAUUAGGUUGUGCCCAAUUUAGCAAACCAGGCCACCUGAAGGUAGAGAUUGGAGACGUUGUUCUGGACACAAGUGAAACCAAAGAGCAUACCCCUUUGAGCAAUGCCAGGGCCUCCUUAAGGAACAUUGACUUGAACUUAGAUCUUGCUGACUACGAGGAGGAUACGCCGCAAGUCCAGCCUUCGGCUCCUUCAGCUCCUGUGGUGACCGUGGCACCGCAAGUCCAGACUUCAGGACCGUCGGUUUCACAGUUGAAAGAAGAAGUGGAGACCAAGGAUUUCCUGGGCUGGCAAAUGCCUGAGAUGAACAAGAUGGCCAUGGACCCGGUGCAGUUUGCGCUGUCGUCAAACCAUAGAUUAGAGGAGGACGAAGACUAUGACAAUGAAGAAUGACGUGACUCUAGCGUGGAUUUAGUUUGAGAAGCUGAUAGGUAGACAUGACAUGAUGUACAUCCUAGCAGGCCCAGCUUGACAAUGUAGUAGCAAUUCUCUUGUAGUAUGUGUACCCGCAGAUGCUGCAGAAGUGAUUUAGGAUGUGACAUAUGUUGAUUGCUCAAUAGCCAGUAGUAGCUAGUAUUUUGUGUAGCAACUAUAUAGUGUAGCAACUAUAUAACUAGACAGGUUCGCCGGUUGUAAAUCAUGGUUGCUUUUAGAUCAAAUGCUAUGUCAUAAUGCUUAUGUUAGCUCU